Carassius gibelio (silver crucian carp) is the source of this 2111-nucleotide messenger RNA. RefSeq names its product mRNA decay activator protein ZFP36L1-like. Bases 103 to 1158 code for a protein of 351 amino acids. Gene Ontology annotation, molecular function: mRNA binding; metal ion binding. Lineage: Eukaryota; Metazoa; Chordata; Actinopteri; Cypriniformes; Cyprinidae. The transcript has 2 exons. The record is from RefSeq and is a predicted model, not a curated record.
GUGAGAUUGCAACAGUUGUCACAGAAGCAGAGCUUGAUCAGUUGUUGAGCAGUCAACACAUCCUUCACAGCACAUAAAGAAUCACAGCCAGGCAUCGUGAAAAUGCCUUCAAAUUUCCUCACGCCCUUCCUGGAGUUGGAUGAUGAAUUCUGCAAGAGUUUCCGAGGUAUUGAUCUGACCGAAGCCACGCAGAAGCAGCGUGUGGUGGGCUUCCAGCGCAGGCACUCCCUGUGCCCCGUGACGCUUCCCAACUCUAAAUUCAACAGUAAUGACACCAGCCCCUGGCCUCUGCCGGCCCCCACCCAGCUCUGGAGCCACGAGAAGCAGCCGCAGCUGCCGCGCUCCUCCCUGAGCCAGAUCCCCUUCAGAGUCGACCGGUCUGUGAGCAUGAUCGAGGGUCAUGUGGCCAGCGAGAGCCUGACAUCCAGCCCUCUUCCUCCUCCGCCGGGUCUCAGCAUCAGCAACAGCUCCUUAACCUGCCCGAAGGCACUCGGCCUGACCUCUACAGCGCCGAUGUCCACCCGCUACAAGACCGAGCUCUGCCGCACCUACGAGGAAAGCGGCACCUGCAAAUACGGCGCCAAGUGCCAGUUCGCUCACGGGAUGUUGGAGCUGAGAGACCUCAACAGACACCCGAAGUACAAGACCGAGCCGUGCCGCACCUUUCACACCAUCGGCUUCUGCCCCUACGGCGCUCGGUGUCACUUCAUACACAACGCAGACGAGCAGAACGGGCUUCCAGAGAACACCAAGAGCAUCCGAGCGCGACCGCAGCUCCGCCAGAGCGUCAGCUUCAGCGGCUUCUCCUCACAAACCCUCGGCGGUUUCCACGACGUGCUGGCCUUCUCCAGAUCUUCUUCUGUGUCUCCGCCGCCGUCCACCGGGAGUCCCGACCUGCUGUCCCCUCUGGGGAACUUGAAGCACAGCCAUCCUUUCUCAGAUCUGGGUUGCAGAGGGAGUUUCUACACCAUCAGCGACUCUGAGAGCGAGCCGAACCUGGCGUGUGCGCUCCAGGGCCUGCAGCGGAGCGCGUCCACAGACUCUCUCUCCGAUCAGGACGGCUACACCAGCUCCAGCAGUCUGAGCGGCUGCGACUCUCCUGGCAUCGAGGGCCGGCGACUGCCCAUCUUCAGCCGCCUGUCCGUCUCAGACGACUAGAAACCAUUACCUGUGCAUAUUGCAUGCUCACCCAAACAGUCGUUUCUCUGCAGAUGUGAUGAACGUGAUGUAUACUGUUGUAUACCAGUCUGCAGCUGCAGAGGGAACUUCACUUCAGGUUUACGUGUUUCGGGGAAUUGUUCUGCGGUGAUUUGUCUGUAGGAUGAACCUUCCCAAGCCGUCCAUCUGUAGUCUAACCAAAGCUGAGCAACUUAGAGUAUAUACAUCUAGUGUAACAUCUAACCCGCUCCAUGAACAUACUGUAGCCUUUAGUUAAGGCAUGUUUAUUGCUUUAAAACCCUAUUUAUUGCUUUUGUUUUAAUAUGCAUUGGUUGUUUUCAUUUUAUACGCAUUUCAAAGAAGGAACAAUGUAGAUAAGGCUUUUUUUGUUUGUUUCUUUGAGCCCGUUUGUCUGCUUUGCACGAGCUAUAUCUCUCAGCUUUAAUUACUGAAGCCCAGCUGCACAGAGUCUCAAAGUUGGCAUCUCAGGACCCUUUUAAAGUGCUAUCGACACACACUCCACGUUCUUUGUAAGUAAUAUCAGUCAGAGAUAUCCACGAGGAAGAGUCAGAGAUGUUCAUAUGCAAGCCAUCGUGAAUGUGAAAGUGACAAUGUACCAGAAAGAAGUCAAGUUACGCCACGGCCUUUGUCUUUUGCACUCGAAGAGUCGAAACUUGUCAUUUGCGAAUAACAACAUGAACUGUAGGUUGUGUAUUAUUGUGGUGGUUGCCUUGUGACAAGACACGCUUUUGCCUUUUGUUAACUUAAAACGUAUUUAUUUUGUUUCUCGAAGUGGGAAACCAGUGUAUUGUGUUGUGCUUUCGUUUCAUCUUUGUUUAUAUCUAAUUUAAAUGAACUGUUUACAUUCCAUGGGAUGGCAAUGCCCAUUUUCAUUAUAAUAUAUUGUGUGAAAAUAAAGUUUGAAGGGGGACAAAAAAAGAUCCUUUGCCUCA